AUGAGAUUGAUGUACAAUAUUUCAUUAGAGGUGCCGGGAUUUAGCACCACACACAAUAUUGAUAGUAAUAGUAGGUUGUUACACGGACGUGUUACCUCAGACAAUACUCCCAACCAAGUUUUUAUAGGAAAAGAUACCACCCUAAACAUCGAGGGCUUUAAUAGUAAUAACACCUUCAUAAAAGAUGGUAGUAAAAUUAGAAUCAUUACUUACUAUAAUGGUGCUGAUAUUGAUAAUAGCAUUUCAGAUUUUUGUUCAAUGUUCGCCGUAAUAUGUUUACUUGACAAUGGCAAUUAUGAAGAUUAUAAUGUUACAACUGCAACUUCAACUUCACCUUUCAUUGAUAAUCUCCAUUACCCUUACAAUUUCAAUUAUACACAAACUACCUUCAUUUCCCGCCAAACUGUUAGUAUAAAUGAAACUGAUUUUCAACAACUUAUUCUUGUUACUGAUCCUAAUGACGAUCCAAUAGGGUGCACAACUAUGAAUUUUACCGUUAAAUCUCUUUCUCCAAAAAAGCCAACAAAGCUAACAAUGCCAAAAGUCACUAUAUUAAAAUAG
Entrophospora sp. SA101 is the source of this 561-nucleotide messenger RNA. Lineage: Eukaryota; Fungi; Glomeromycota; Glomeromycetes; Entrophosporales; Entrophosporaceae. The record is from the annotation of a GenBank genome assembly.